This is a messenger RNA of Seriola dumerili (greater amberjack), 819 nucleotides long. RefSeq names its product CD276 antigen-like. The record is from RefSeq and is a predicted model, not a curated record. Bases 1 to 819 code for a protein of 272 amino acids. Lineage: Eukaryota; Metazoa; Chordata; Actinopteri; Carangiformes; Carangidae. The transcript has 3 exons.
AUGCCCGUACAGCACACUCUCAUCGGAGCCCGGUCCUCCCCCCUCCCCCGCCUCUCAUGGUCCCGCCUUACUGACGUAGGAAAGCGUGACUCACGCAGUGAAACGUCACUCUUCUCACGUAAAGGUUUUGAAACAGUGCAAAGCCGCUCAGUUUGUCCAGCGACCGUUGAUCCGUCACCGUCUCAAAUCCUCAUGUUGGAGGUUAAUUUCGAAGAGUUCAUGUACACUUCUUCUCUCUGGACUUUCUUCCUCCUCUUGGCUUCCGUCUCCUGCUCACCUGUUAAAGGUGCACAUCAGAUAAUUGGUUCAUCUCAGCCAAUCAUCACUGCGCCAGGGGAUGAUGUCAUCCUGCCAUGCCACCUGGAUCCUCCAUUAGACCUGCGGAGGUUCACAGUGGAGUGGUCCAAACCGGAUCUAAAGCCAGACCCUUCAGAUCCGUUAGGCUGGGUUGACUACGUGCACCUGUACAGGUACGGACGAGAAGACCUGGAGAUGAAGCUCCUGUCGUACGUCAGCAGGACGAAGCUUUUCACAGACGAGCUGAAACGUGGAAACAUAUCCCUCAAGAUCCUGAACGUGACGUCUGCAGAUGAAGGAAGAUACAGAUGUUUCAUCCCAAAGUUAAAGAGGGGUUCAAUUAUUCGACUUGUUGUCGAUCCAAACCUUAAAACCCAGACGACAGAGACGCCGCCCAGAAACCUCCCAACUCCAGAUCCAGGAGACAGGACAGACAGUAAAGGUGAGGAAACGCUGCGACUCUGUGAAGACGACACAAAAAGCCUUCUUGGUGCUUUGUUGGUGUUUGUGAACUUUCAGUGA